Molecule: messenger RNA, 629 nt
Organism: Oppiella nova
Lineage: Eukaryota; Metazoa; Arthropoda; Arachnida; Sarcoptiformes; Oppiidae
Source: the annotation of a GenBank genome assembly
UAUUGACUGCUAGUGUUGUACAAAGCAAUGUAAUCAUUAUGACUGUCAUAGCGAUGGUUGGCGGAGCUCUAAUUGCUGCCAGCAAUGAUUUAGCUUUCGAUUUGAAAGGAUAUGCUUUUGUCUUAAGCAACGACUUCUUCACCGCUUCCAACGGCGUGUUUAUGAAACAGAAACUCGACUCCAGAGAACUGGGAAAAUAUGGUCUACUCUACUAUAACUCGCUGUUUAUGAUAAUACCAUUGCUAUUGCUUUCUUGGAGUACCGGAGAUCUGAGCCGAUCCAUUGAAUUCAAUGAUUGGUCUGAUUUAGGAUUUAUAAUAUCAUUUCUAACCUCAUGUGUGAUGGGAUUUAUUCUCAUGUACUCCACCGUAUUGUGUACCGCAUACAACUCAGCGCUCACCACAACAAUAGUGGGCUGUUUGAAGAAUAUAUUCGUCACAUACAUCGGGAUGUAUAUCGGAGGCGAUUAUGUGUUCUCAAUGACUAACUUUAUUGGUCUCAAUAUAUCAAUGAUUGGGAGUCUUGUCUAUUCAUACUUCACUUUUAUUCAGAAACAAAAGCCUUUGCCUUAAACUCAGCCAUUAUAUUCAGUCAUUAAGUUUGGUUUGAUUUUUGCUGUUUUUGGUCGC